Pteropus alecto (black flying fox) is the source of this 4809-nucleotide messenger RNA. RefSeq names its product serine/threonine kinase 17b (gene STK17B). Bases 317 to 1435 code for a protein of 372 amino acids. Lineage: Eukaryota; Metazoa; Chordata; Mammalia; Chiroptera; Pteropodidae. The transcript has 8 exons. The record is from RefSeq and is a predicted model, not a curated record. Gene Ontology annotation, biological process: intracellular signal transduction; positive regulation of apoptotic process; protein phosphorylation. Gene Ontology annotation, molecular function: protein serine/threonine kinase activity; ATP binding. Gene Ontology annotation, cellular component: nucleus.
GCCCCGCAACGCGGCUGCAGUUUUCAAACCUCAACUGUAAUCUCCAGUCACGGUCUCCGCUGCAGUCGCCGGGAACCACCUCACAAGAGGCUAGGUCACCACUGUUGGCCGUUGUCCGGAAGAGUAAAAGUGGGUCCUGCUACGCGUGGAGCCACCCGGCGCCUCACCCGGCUAGAGCUGGAGAACGCGUCCUGUCGUGGCCACCGGCGUGGGGCGGGUCGGGAGCCCCCUUGGAGGGGCCAACCCCAAGAGAACCUGCUGCGACCCGAGCGGUACAAAUAAGUGACUACAGAAGCAUAUCUGGAAGUCAUCUACCAUGUCGAGGAGAAGAUUUGAUUGCCGAAGUAUUUCAGGCUUGCUAACUACAACUCCUCAAACUCCAAUAAAAAUGGAAAACUUUAAUAAUUUUUAUACACUUACAUCGAAAGAACUAGGAAGAGGAAAAUUUGCUGUGGUUAGACAGUGUAUAUCAAAAUCUACUGGUCAAGAAUAUGCUGCAAAAUUUCUAAAAAAGAGAAGAAGAGGACAAGAUUGUCGAGCAGAGAUUCUACAUGAGAUUGCUGUACUUGAAUUGGCAAAAUCCUGUCCCCAUGUGAUUAAUCUUCAUGAAGUCUAUGAAAACACAAGUGAAAUCAUUUUGGUGUUAGAAUAUGCCGCAGGUGGAGAAAUUUUCAACUUGUGUUUACCUGAGCUGGCUGAAAUGGUCUCUGAAAAUGACAUUAUCAGACUCAUUAAACAAAUACUUGAAGGAGUUUAUUAUCUACAUCAGAAUAACAUUGUACACCUUGAUUUAAAGCCACAGAAUAUAUUAUUGAGCAGCAUAUACCCUCUUGGGGACAUAAAAAUUGUGGAUUUUGGAAUGUCUCGAAAAAUAGGAAAUGCAUGUGAACUUCGGGAAAUCAUGGGAACACCAGAAUACUUAGCUCCAGAAAUCCUGAACUAUGAUCCUAUUACCACAGCAACAGAUAUGUGGAAUAUUGGCAUAAUAGCUUAUAUGCUGGUAACUCAUACAUCCCCAUUUGUGGGAGAAGAUAAUCAAGAAACAUACCUCAAUAUUUCUCAAGUUAAUGUAGAUUAUUCAGAAGAAACUUUCUCAUCAGUUUCCCAGCUGGCCACAGACUUUAUCCAGAGCCUUUUAGUAAAAAAUCCAGAGAAAAGACCAACAGCAGAAAUCUGCCUUUCUCAUUCUUGGCUACAGCAAUGGGACUUUGCAAACUUGUUUCACCCUGAAGAAACUUCCAGUUUCUCUCAAAGUCAGGAUCAUACAAUAAGGUCCUCUGAAGACAAGACUCCUAAAUCCUCUUGUAAUGGAACCUGUAGUGAUCGAGAAGACAAAGAGAAUAUCCCAGAGGAUAGCAGCACGGUUUCCAAAAGAUUUCGCUUUGAUGACUCAUUGCCCAAUCCUCAUGAACUUGUUUCAGAUUUGCUCUGUUAGCAUUUUCUCUUUGACUCCUUUGGACUGAAUUUGGAAUUUGAAAUCCACUCCAGUGUGAAAUUGUGGUUUGUAGCUUUAUAUGUGGCAUGUUUAUGUUGUAAAUGCACUUUCGCAUAGAAGAAUUUAGGGGAUUGUUAAAUUACUAGUUACUAGCAUAAUUUCAUUUCCCAUUCUGAGAUAUCAACUAUGCAGAGAAGAAAAUAUUUAAAAUAUAUGACCAAAAAUUGAAGUGUGCAUGUGAGUUUACUUGUUAUUGGAAGAAAUGAAGUUCAGAUGGGUUUAUCAAAGUGUUUUAUAUAUCAGGAAAAAGAGUGACCUGAGUUAUGUUUGAUAUAAACUGAACAAAAUGAAGACAUUUGAAUUUCAUAGAUUCUCUAAGGUAAGUUCUAUACCAUGCCUCUAUUGAGACAAAAUUUUGUUUCGGAUAACACUGUCACAUUUAAGGAAGAUUAUGUACUGUUUUAUAGAUGCUCAAGAGAGUUUACAUUUGAAAAUGUCUUUUAUUCACAAAUAUUUUGAGACUACAUAAGAUUUCCAUUAUAUGUGGUCUAUAUGAGAUAGGUCCUUUAACCAGAGGGAAGAGAGAGUUGGAAACCUGAUUAGGGAUAUCUUAUACAAGUUACAGCAGAGAAGAGAGUAGCAUGACAUUUUUUAAUUCAGAUGUUUUUUGCCCAUUCUCAACACCCUUCAGAUUUAAUGAAGUCAGACAGAUGGAGAAUAUAUGGUAUACAAGUGUAGAGGGUUAUCAUCCUCCAGAAUUUCUAGAGUAGAAGAUACUUAGGUAAAACCAAAUGUGCUCCCUUUUUUGUUAGCCAAACAUAUUUAUUAAUUGAGCAUAGAAAAAAAUGCUGACAGACUUAGGCAAUUUCAAAUGUCUUCUAAGUCUUGGAAUACCAGCUAGUCAUUCAGAGUUUUAAAAGUAUGAAUAAAAAAAAUUACAGAACCAGUAGAACUAUUAACACAAUGCCAAAGUCAACUGUAGUAAGGUGGAUGUGAUCAUAAAACUAUAUGACAUCAAACUCUUCUAAAGUUCUUGUGUAAAAUUCCUAGUGAGUAAUGAGGCUCAGCAGAAGGCGAUCUGCAGGAGUGGCCUUCAGUGGUCUUUUGCUGGGACCAAUAAAAGUAUGAGUUUAGGGACAGCAGAAUGUUUAAUCAGUGGCCGAUGACUAUGUUCAGUCCUAAUAUGGGGAAAUUUACUCCUUUUGGGGUAAUCUUUACUGACUUUCCACCUGGUGACUAUUAAAAAGUCUUUUAUGUUUUCUUGUUAGUAUCAAAAGAAAUUCUGUUUUGACAAAAAAAUCUUGAGUUUUCUCCAUUUGAAUUAUAUAUUACUCUAAAACCUUUAACUUGUUGAAAUUAGGUAAGACUCCAAAUAACAUAACUUUUUAAUAACUGUCGGUUCACUUUAUUUUGUUAAACGGUCAGUUUCUUUUACAGCUCCAGCAUUUCUUAAAGGAAAGCUAUUUCUACUUAUGUGUCUGUGUAUGCAUAUGUGUAUGUGUAUAUGUAUAGGUCCAUGUAUAUAUGUACAGAUAGAUAAAAUAUAGCCUUUAAACAACUUUUUCUUGGAGAUUUUUGGCUCUACUAUAUUGUGUUCAACUCAGGUGCCAAAGGAGAUCUUGUCUUAUGACAUGUAAAUAUACAUUUAAAUUCUUUAAGAAGUAGUUUGUUGGGUCAAUAAACUAGCCAUUAUAGAAGCUAAUCUGGGCUCUUGCAUAUGUAAAACGGAUGAGUUUUUCUUAAUUGUUGGUUCAUUUAUUUGCCUUCAGUAUUAAGCUAAUGUAGGUAAGCUUAAUAAGUCAUUGGAGAAAGAAGAAAUAACUUUUACAAAAGAUCAUACUAUAUUUUUAAAUUUCUAGAGGAAUUGUGCCAUACUGAAAAAUAAAAAUUAAGACAUGUUGGAAUUUUGAAUUAUAAGCUAGUUCUUAAAAAAAUAUUUUAUACCAACUUUCUUUUAGGAAUUUUAAAAUAUUUUAUAUACUUCCCCUUAGUUAAUAGAAUACACAGUUAUAAAUUUCCAAACCCUUUUUCCUAACAAUUUUUAUUGUAAAAAAGCAACUAGUGGUUGCACAGUUUAAAAAUACAAUUUUUUUAUAAGGAUAAAGUUAAAUAUUUUCACUGAUUGAAAUGUGAAAAUAAACCAAUCUUUAGAGAGAAAUGACUCAACUCUUAUUCUUUUUCUCUCAAGAUUGAAAACAAAUGUCUAUCAAUAACAUGAUAUAGCUCACUAACGUAGGAACCUAGAAAGCCCCUCUGAAGUGAAUAGAUGUUGGUAACAUCUAAACACAUCUUAAGAUGAAUGUUAAAUUUUAAUGAAUUUAUAAAGUUUAAUUUUUUUUUUGGAUAGGAUAGGAUCACUAGAUAUAUGGGUUAAAAAAUAAAAGAAAUAUAGCUGACAGUUAUGAUUGUCAUUAAAAAAUUUUUUUCUCACAGUAAAGUUAACCUAACUCUGAGUAGUAAACUUAUAAUGGCACUUUAAAGAGAUACACAAUACCUGUUCUUCAGUUGUAAUGAGAUAAGGUACCUGUGCCGAAAUAUAAAUCAACACAUUGCUUCCUUUAUCAAGAAAGUCAUGUUAUAAAAUAAGUCAUCUGAUUAGUGACAUAAUUGAUUUUCAUCUGGCACAAGCUUGCUUUUUCAUUUUGAGUGGAUCGCAAAUAGUGCAUUGGCCAUACUUUGAGUUGCCUUGCUCUAAGCAACAUUUAUAAAUGUUAUUUUAUAACUGUUUCCUCAUCUAUUUAUUUUUGAAUUUUCAAUUUGAUAUCUGACUUGGAAACUUAUCCUUAAUUAUUGUUGUACAAACAAUUGUACUUUCAUUUCAAAUUAUUAAAAUUAACUUCCAAUUUGGGGAAUUAUCAUCUUAUAAUUUUAUAAAAGUUUAAACUUUAAACUCUAGUUAUAAAUUUUACACAAAUUAUAACUGCCCUCUGUCUCAGCUUUCAUUAAAUAAACAUGUUGCUUAAGGCAUGUUAAAUGACAUUAUGAAUACUUAAGUAAAAAAAAAAAACGUGUUACAUCAGCUUAAUGAUCCUUUUGGUUAAAAAUUAAAAAGUACUUUUUUACAUUUGCAGUUGUCUUUUGUUUUAAAGUAUUUCUCAGUGUGUUAGUCUUAAAAGCAAACCUUGCCUAGAGGUUCUAGCCUUUGACCUACAUCAUCUUUGAACUUGCUUUCCAGUACAGAUAUGUUUAUUAGACACUGUCUGUUGGAAAAGUCAUAUUAACUUGAAAAUGGUCUGUUCUCUGGUAAUAAUAAAUAACUUUUAGAAAAUGUCGAUGAAUAGCACUGUACUACAUGUUGCAUAAAGAUAAAGAAUUCUUAUUCACUAGAAAUGAGUGAACUGUUUUUUUAAAUAAAUUGAAUUUUUUAAAAAAGA